AUGGAUGUCCUGCCGAGCGGUAACCUAUUCCGCGAGUUGCAGGACGUGACCGACACUGGAUAUUUCGAGUGGAAGCUGUCCUUGGAGGACUACUGGCAACAGGAUAUAGUUGUCUAA
Molecule: messenger RNA, 117 nt
Organism: Chilo suppressalis (striped riceborer)
Lineage: Eukaryota; Metazoa; Arthropoda; Insecta; Lepidoptera; Crambidae
Source: the annotation of a GenBank genome assembly